CAGGAAAUGAUGCGCUUCCCAAAACUUAACGAGAAGAUAGUAGAUGUUAUGACAAGUUUACUGAGGAAGAGGUUACCUGUGACCAAUGAAAUGGUUGAAAAUAUAGUCGCAAUUGAAUUAGCCUACAUCAACACCAAGCACCCUGACUUUGCUGAAGCAAGCUUAAUGCAUAGGGCCCUAGUAGAAAAUAAUGUAGGGAAUUUAUCCCAAGAAUCCAGUGGAAGAAACUUUGUACAGGAAGAGAGAGACGUAAGGGCAUUACCGUCUGGGCCACAACAAGAAAACGUGAAUGGCAGUUCGUGGAAAAUCUGGGCUCGUGGUGGCAAGGUGGAAAGCAUGGCACCCGAAUUCUCACCUCAGCACACAGGCAGUGCCCCUGGGUCUCCGGCCACCAGGGGGGUGCCAGGCAAGGGGGUCAACUUACUCCCUGAGGUGCCAACGCAAACCCCUGUCCGCAAGUUGUCACAAAGAGAACAGAGAGACUGUGAUGUCAUAGAGAGACUUAUCAAAUCCUACUUCCUCAUUGUUCGCAAGAACAUCCAAGACAGCGUUCCAAAGUCCGUAAUGCACUUUCUAGUCAAUAACGUAAAGGACAAUCUCCAGAGUGAGCUGGUUAGUCAACUCUACAAGAAGGAACAGAUUGACCGGCUGCUGGAGGAGUCAGAGCAUAUCGCAGCCAGGAGGAAAGAGGCGCAAGAAAUGUUGAAGGCACUCAAUCAGGCAGGGCAGAUUAUCAGUGAAAUACGAGAGACCCAUCUAUGGUGAUGUCAGUCUAGAGAAAAUCAGUCUAUUGAUGAUUACAGGGAUAACAUUUACUUAUUACAAGCACUAAACAAGUGAAGCCAUAUCUGGGUUCAAACUAGAACCCCACCCCCCGUAAAAAAAAGUUAUUGACUACUACAGACUAUAAACUAACUAUAGUCUUAAUUAUACUAUAAUUAUAAGCACGAAAGAAGAGAGGCCAUUUUAUUAAAAGCCAAGCUGUGAGGUGAUAUGAUACGAGGUACAAGAAGCACUAAUGGCUUGAUUUCAGACAGUAGUUUCCUAGCUGACAAUAUGGUGCAGGUGUGAAAGGUGGAUGCACUUCAUGGUUGUUGAAUUAAGCCUGAUAUUAACUAAAACUAGGUAUUUUACAGUGUCUAGGGAGUUCAAAACCUUAGAUAAAAUAGUACAUGACUUUAUCUCUGAUUAAUUCCGGAAAAAGCAAGACUAACUUUAGUAAGACUAAAUAAGAACUGCGUGAUUUCAGGGUUUUUUUUUUUUUCUUGGCUCAUGAGUUAAAGUGAUGGUAAUGAAAUUACUUAAAUAAGAGUGACAAGUUUUUCACAUGAUCAAGUCCACUUGAUGUAUGGUCAACAUGUCAUGACCCAUAGCUAGAGAAAAUGUGUUUGUGUCUUAAUUAAGAAACUAUUUACUUUUUUACCACUAAAUUAAUAAUGUUAGACUUGAAAUUGACCAUUAAGGUUCUGUUGAUAAAACCGAUGCAGAUAUUAUAGAAGUGCUUCAAACUAAAAUAGGUAUUACUUGAACUGCAGCAAUCUUUUACCAUAUUGAGAGGAAAAACGUGAAUGGAAAAAUUGUCAAAAUGGUUUGUCAUUUGUGAUGUUAUUUAUAUCCCAGUAUAGUGUUAGCAUAAAAUAGGUCCUCUUUUCUAUUAAGUUGAACAUAAUGUGUAGUUGCUUCAUACUUCAAUGUCUUAUUUAUGUCUCUGUUGCAUAUAUGUUUACUUGUUUUGUCAUUUUUGAAAAUGCCAUAAUAGUAGGUAUAGCUCAUCAUUUUUGCAACUGGAAAAUAAAAGUUAUAGUAGCCCCUGAGAAAUUAGACCAUCAAGUGCAGUGAAUUUCACCUUUCUUGUUGGAAGUUGUAAAAACUAGGUGAUAUUCAAAUUGUAAGUGAGAUGCAAUUUGUGGUAGCAGUGAUACAGAGAUUUGUCCAGUAGAAAUUAAAUGGAUAAAGCCAUCAUUGAUUAUCAAGCAAAAUUUGACUAUUCUUUUAUGAUAUUUUAUAGGGUAACUUAUUUUUGAAAAGACUUGAUUACUGAUUCAGAUUUAGUUUUU
Molecule: messenger RNA, 2057 nt
Organism: Lingula anatina
Lineage: Eukaryota; Metazoa; Brachiopoda; Lingulata; Lingulida; Lingulidae
Product: dynamin-1-like protein
Biological process (GO): mitochondrial fission; intracellular distribution of mitochondria; peroxisome fission
Cellular component (GO): microtubule; membrane; mitochondrion
Molecular function (GO): GTP binding; GTPase activity; microtubule binding
Source: RefSeq, a predicted model, not a curated record